AUGCGCAUCCGGCCGAUGUUACGCUCGGAUCUGGGCAGUGUCGCAGAUGUGGGCGUCCAGGUCUUUCACAACGACAACUUGUUCCGCUUCAUAUAUCCUGGACUAGACGAGCAUUCUGAAGACUUCAGGCGGAGCUACCUCCUGAGGCUGCGGGAGCGCUUUGCAACGCCUGGAUCUUACAGUAUCUUAGCCGAGACUGAGGAGGGGGAUCAAGAAUGGAGCGGAAAGACCGAAAUUGCUGGAUAUGCAUUUUGGGAACGGGAUGGGGGAGAUGGAUUAUGGGUGGGUGGAAACGACUGGCCAGAGAGCUUGUUAAACCAGCUCGAGUUGUCGCUAUUGCACCUAGAGUCUGAGUUUGAGCACCGGCUCUUCAAUCGCGCUAUCGACCUUGAGCACAAGCGAACGGUUUGGAGAUGCAUGGACUUCAGCUUUGAUCAUGUCCUUCAAGACUCUCCGUAUAUCCAUCUCGCCGUCCUGGCUGUAUCACCUAGUUGCCAACGGCGCGGUAUAGGUGCGAAGCUCAUAAGAUGGGGUCUAGAAAGAGCGCAAAGAGAGCUGCGUGGAGGAGUACCGGUAACUCUAGAGUCGAGCCCAAAGGGCUACGGGCUAUACAGGAAGAUGGGCUUUGUGCAGGUCGCAAGGAUACCGAUUGAGGGGCUGCCGAAAGCUGACGAUGCCAUUGCUAUGGUAUGGGAACCUGAGGGGAAGAAAGGUAGGUGGAUCAAGGCAGGGGAAGAGGAGGCUCAGAAGGGUACGGACAUAUCCGAUGGAGAGGCUGCUAAAGCGACAGAAACGACUGCUGAAAUCGCUUGA
Molecule: messenger RNA, 813 nt
Organism: Coniosporium apollinis CBS 100218
Lineage: Eukaryota; Fungi; Ascomycota; Dothideomycetes
Exons: 2
Coding region: 1-813 (270 amino acids)
Molecular function (GO): acyltransferase activity, transferring groups other than amino-acyl groups
Source: RefSeq, a predicted model, not a curated record